Messenger RNA from Folsomia candida, 2088 nucleotides. Its product is annotated as molybdenum cofactor biosynthesis protein 1. The coding region runs from base 213 to 2048 and encodes 611 amino acids. The transcript has 14 exons. Gene Ontology annotation, molecular function: GTP 3',8'-cyclase activity; metal ion binding; 4 iron, 4 sulfur cluster binding. The record is from RefSeq and is a predicted model, not a curated record. Lineage: Eukaryota; Metazoa; Arthropoda; Collembola; Entomobryomorpha; Isotomidae. Gene Ontology annotation, biological process: Mo-molybdopterin cofactor biosynthetic process.
UCAACGUCUUCCAACCUGAACUAUGUGCUGGUGCUCACAAUAUAUCGCAUUAUGCCUCCUGUAUGCGUAUAAGACAAUAGACAAUUAAAAGCUAUUCGGACCAGAAGUCUAUACUGAUUGUGUGGUGAUUGACUAAAAAAACUACGAAAGGCACGUGAUGAAACAGUUAGAAAUCUCCAGUCUUCAAAAACAUUUCUCAUCAUUUAGUCACAAUGUUGAAGCCCCUUACCUUCGUCGUGUUUGGCCUUUCACCGACCACAUUAAUUGGAAAUGCUGGAACAUGUAAAUUUCGACAAUUGUCUUCAAAAGCAGCAAACAUAAUUCCCAAAACACGACCCACGCGAGAGAAAGAGGAGUUUUUGCCAUUCUCUGCAUUUUUGACAGAUAAGCAUGGACGGCAGCACAAUUACCUGAGGAUAUCUGUGACGGAACGGUGCAAUUUGAGAUGUACCUAUUGCAUGCCCGAAGAAGGAGUCCCGUUGACACCGUCUCAAAAACUGUUAUCUGCCGCAGAGAUAGUCCGAGUAGCAAAAACAUUUGUUCAACAAGGCGUCGACAAAAUUAGGUUUACUGGAGGGGAACCGCUUUUGCGGAAGGAUUUGCCCUCUAUACUUGGUCAAAUUUCGGAACUUAAUCUCAAAUCCAUUGGAAUUACGACAAAUGGAAUUUUACUGGCACGAUUAAUGCCAGAAUUGAAAUCAAGUGGUGUGACAUCAAUAAACGUCAGUUUGGAUACAUUGAUUCCAAAGAAAUUCGAAAAGAUAUCUCGUCGUCCUGCAAGCGCUUGGUUCAAAGUUUGGAAAGGAAUUGAGAUGGCCGAGCUGAUGGGAUAUCAUCCACUGAAAAUCAAUUGUGUGGUUCAAGGGGGUGUAAAUGAUGACGAAAUCUGUGAUUUUGUAGAAUUGACAAAAGAUCGACAUUUAGACGUUCGUUUCAUUGAAUACAUGCCUUUCACCGGAAAUAAAUGGGAUUUGAGUCGUAUGGUUGCGUACAAGGACAUGGUGGAAAUGAUUCAGUCACGCUAUCCCAACUUUUCAAAGCUCGAAGAUCCAGUGACGCACACUUCUAAAGCUUACAAAAUUCCGGGUCAUGUUGGCCAAGUGGGGUUCAUUACUUCAAUGUCGGAACACUUUUGCGGAGGAUGCAAUCGUUUAAGAAUAACUGCGGACGGCAACUUGAAGGUUUGUCUGUUUGGAAAUGCAGAAAUUUCCAUAAGAGAUGCCCUAAGAAGUGGAAUUUCGGAAGAGGAUUUGCUAAAUCUGAUUGGACAGGCAGUAGGAAGAAAGCAUCCAAGACAUGCAGGAAUGAUGAACUUAUCAAGCAUGAAAAAUCGGCCAAUGAUCCUCAUUGACCAUGCAAAAUUUAGACCUAUGACAAAGAGACAUGUAACCCCAAAGAGAAGACUUGACAAUUUACAAUUAACCCAACGUAAUAUUAUUCCAAUUACUGCAAUGAAUCAUUACCAACAAGCAUCUGGUUCAUUUUACAAUUAUCAGAACCAUGCACGACUUUUCCAAACGUCCUCGUCAAACUCAUAUUCGAAAGAGCUAAGUCACGUCGACGCACAAGGAAGAGUCAAAAUGGUAGAUGUAACUAAUAAGCAAAUUACGACAAGGGAGGCAGAAGCCGAGGCCCUUGUUCUUCUGAGUGACCUAGCAUUUCAAGCCGUCGUUGAUUCCAAGUUGAAGAAGGGGGAUGUGUUAACGAUUGCGCAAAUAGCAGGAAUCAUGGGGGCAAAACAGACGUCAAACUUAAUCCCCCUGUGCCAUCCCCUUCCGAUAAGCAAAGUCGACGUCCAACUAACUUUAGAAUUCGAACAAAAGGGAAUUAGAAUUCGAACGCUAGCAAAAACAACGUCCAACACUGGAGUAGAAAUGGAAGCUUUAACUGGUGCAUGCAUAGUUUUUGUCACUUAUUUCCUUUUUUCAGCGGCUCUAACAGUUUAUGAUAUGUGUAAAGCUAUAGAUCACCAAAUUAUCAUUAAAGACAUUCAUUUGCUCAAAAAAUCUGGUGGAAAGACAGAUUUUAAAUUCUCUGACGAGAAAUAAGAAUAUUUUAAACUUUAAAAUAAAGACGAUUGAUACAUUA